AUGGGGAGGAACAUCACAUUUUUGUUUUUAGGGUUUUUGGCAACAUGGGUCAUAGCAACUGCAGAUCAUAUCAAAUACAAAGAUCCUAAAGAACCGUUAAAUAUUCGAUUAAAAGAUUUAAUGGACAGAAUGACUUUAGAAGAAAAAAUCGGCCAGAUGGUGCAAAUCGACAGAUCUGUUGCUUCAACAGAUGUAAUGAAGAACUACUUCAUUGGAAGUGUUUUGAGUGGUGGAGGCAGUGUUCCAGCUAAACAGGCAUCGCCUCAAGUAUGGAUAAACAUGGUGAAUGAAUUUCAGAAUGGUUCAAUGGCUACUCGUCUUGGGAUUCCUAUGGUUUAUGGAAUUGAUGCGGUUCAUGGCAAUAAUAAUAUCUAUAAAGCCACACUUUUUCCUCAUAAUGUUGGGCUUGGAGCUACUAGGGAUCCUGACUUGGUUAAGAGAAUUGGAGCGGCGACUGCUCUGGAGGUUAGAGCGACCGGCAUCCAAUAUGCAUUUGCACCUUGUAUUGCGGUUUGUAGGGAUCCGAGAUGGGGACGAUGUUUCGAGAGUUAUAGCGAAGAUCAUAAAGUGGUUCAAAAAAUGACAUCUAUUAUAUUGGGAUUACAAGGAGAACAACCUUCUACUGUUGGAAAGGGUGUCCCUUAUCUUGGUGGCAGGGACAAAGUGGCUGCAUGUGCGAAACACUUUGUGGGCGAUGGAGGAACGACCAAGGGAAUCAAUGAGAAUAACACGGUGAUCGAUAGGCACGGCUUGCUUCGCAUUCACAUGCCAGGCUAUUACAACUCUAUUAUUAAUGGUGUAUCAACCGUAAUGAUUUCUUAUUCGAGCUGGAACGGGGUAAAGAUGCACGAACACAAAGAACUCAUCAGCGGUUUUCUCAAGAAUACGUUGCGUUUCAGGGGUUUUGUCAUUUCAGAUUGGCAGGGAAUUGAUCGGAUAUCAACUCCAGCUCAUGCAAACUACACAUACUCUAUUUUAGCUGGAGUUGGUGCUGGCAUUGACAUGAUUAUGGUUCCUUUCAACUACACCGAGUUCAUUGACGGAUUAACCACUUUGGUGAAUACAAAUUACAUACCCAUGAGCCGAAUUAACGAUGCGGUUAGAAGAAUUUUACGAGUCAAAUUUGUGAUGGGCUUGUUUGAAGAGCCAUUUGCUGAUACUAGCUUUGUCAAAUAUCUGGGAUGUAAAGAGCAUAGAGAAUUGGCCAGGGAAGCUGUUAGGAAAAGCCUAGUACUUUUGAAGAAUGGUGAAGCUACAGAUGAACCCCUCUUGCCACUCCCAAAGAAGGCAACAAAAAUUCUUGUAGCCGGAACACAUGCACACAAUCUCGGAAAUCAAUGCGGUGGUUGGUCGAUCGAGUGGCAAGGAGUUAGCGGAAACAAUCAAACCGACGGUACAACUAUCUUGACCGCAAUAAAGAACACUGUCGAUAAGGAUACCGAAGUUGUCUACCAAGAGGACGUUUCAGAUAUAAAGUUUGUUGAGAACAACAAUUUCACGUACGCGAUCGUUGUGAUUGGAGAGCCACCCUAUGCCGAGACUCAAGGGGACAGUUUGAAUUUGACGAUCCCCGAACAAGGAUUAAACACAUUACAAAACGUUUGUGGGGCAGUCAAGUGCGUUGUGGUUCUUGUUACGGGUAGACCGGUAGUAAUUGAACCGUUGGUUCAUCAGAUGGAUGCCUUGGUUGCGGCUUGGCUGCCAGGAUCGGAAGGGCAGGGUGUUGCCGAUGUCUUGUUUGGGGACUAUGGAUUUACCGGAAAGCUUCCGAGGACUUGGUUUAGGACGGUUGAGCAACUACCUAUGAAUGUAGGGGAUGAAAAAUAUGAUCCUCUCUACCCAUUUGGAUUUGGUCUCACCACUAAGCCUAUUAAGGCUAAUUAGGAGGGGGUUUUUUGAACUCAUUUUGAGAAACUUUUAUUUUAG
This is a messenger RNA of Impatiens glandulifera, 1926 nucleotides long. Its product is annotated as beta-glucosidase BoGH3B-like. NCBI's taxonomy places the organism in Eukaryota, Viridiplantae, Streptophyta, Magnoliopsida, Ericales, Balsaminaceae. The transcript has 8 exons. Gene Ontology annotation, biological process: glucan catabolic process. The coding region runs from base 1 to 1884 and encodes 627 amino acids. The record is from RefSeq and is a predicted model, not a curated record. Gene Ontology annotation, molecular function: beta-glucosidase activity.